This is a messenger RNA of Dioszegia hungarica, 663 nucleotides long. RefSeq lists its product as uncharacterized. Bases 1 to 663 code for a protein of 220 amino acids. The record is from RefSeq and is a predicted model, not a curated record. Lineage: Eukaryota; Fungi; Basidiomycota; Tremellomycetes; Tremellales; Bulleribasidiaceae. The transcript is spliced from 4 exons.
AUGUUUGCGGGCAAAAGCAGCAUGGCGGGCGUGAUCAUCAUCAUCAAUGGCUAUCCCGGAGUUGGGAAGCUGACCGUCGCCAAGGCGUUGGUCGAGCUACUCCCCAAUGCGAAGGUAUUGGACAUUCAUCCCCUCAAUCAGGCGGUCUCGGCCAUUCAUGAGGAAGGCACGGAGCGGUACAAGCAAGUCCGAGCGGCAAUGACAAGCACUCUUCUCUCCUCCCUCCAUCCUCCUAUCCCCGGCACGCCCAUCUACAUCCUCCCAACGACCCUCUCCCACUCCUCUCGGCCCCUCCUAGCACCCAUCCUCGCCCUCCACAAGACCUUCGCGAUCAUGCACAUCAUCCUCACGUGCGCGACGCCCGUCCAUGUCGCCCGCGUGCUCAGCGACCAGGCGACCCGUCAUGCCCGAGGCACUAUAUCGGACGAGGCGAGUCUGAUGGAGAUGAAGAUGGACGAUGAGGUGUUGAGGCUGACGGGCGGACCCAGGGGUGCGGGCAUAGGCGAAGGGAAGGUGGUGGGCGAGUACGAGAUCGAUACGAGCGUGAUGGAUGCUGGAAUGGCGGCGGGGGUGGUGGCUGAGUAUGCGGUGCAGGGUUUGAGGGAUGUCGGGGUGUGGGUCAUUCUGGGGAGGCGAAAGAGGGAGCAGCAGAGUGCGUGGUAG